AUGGACAUCCUGUUUUCUCAGAUUCAAGCGGACCUCCGCUCCAACGACUCCCUCCGCCAGUCCAGCGCGUUACUCCAAGCGCUGCAGCAAUCCGCGGCGGGGCGUGACAUCUCCGUCAUCGCCAAAUCCGCCGUCGAAGAGAUCGUCGCCUCCCCUGCCUCCGCCGUCUCCAAAAAGCUCGCAUUCGACCUCAUCCGCAACACUCGCCUCACCGCCGAUCUCUGGGACACCGUCUGCACCGGCAUCCGCAACGACAUCGACUUCCCCGAUCCCGACGUCACCGCCGCCGCGAUCUCAAUCCUCGCCGCAAUCCCCUCCUACCGCCUCAGCAAACUCAUCCACGACUGCAACAAGGAGAUCUCCGACUGCUUCGACUCCCCCAGCGACAAUCUCCGCUUCUCCGUCACUGAAACCCUAGGCUGCAUCCUCGCGCGCGACGAUCUCGUCACGCUGUGCGAGAACAACAUGAAGCUGCUCGAUCGCGUCUCCAAUUGGUGGAAUCGCAUCGCCCGGAACACGCUUGACAAGUCCGAUAACGUCUCCAGGGUUGCGUUCGAGUCCAUCGGAAAACUGUUCCAGGAAUUCGAGACGAAGAGGAUGAGCCGCCUCGCGGGAGACAAAUUAGUCGAUACUGAAAACUCGGUCGCGAUUAGGUCGAAAUGGGUUGCUUCGAUGGUCGAUUUCUUGUGGAAGAUGAGAAGCACGUUGAUGUGCCGAUCGCUACUUCUACCUAUAGAGAGCUUCAGAGCUACGAUUUAUCCUCUGGUUUAUGCAGUUAAGGCCGUCGCAUCAGAUUCCAUUCAGGUGAUCAAGAAGCUCUCUAGCAGGAACGUCGUGGCUUCGGAUUCAAAAGAAGCAGAGAGGUUUAUAGGAGUGUCGGAUGUGGUGUCGCAUUUGGCUCCUUAUUUGGAGUCAUCAUUUGAUCCUGCUUUGAUAUUUGAGGUGGGGAUUAAUAUGUUGUAUUUGGCUGAUGUUCCUGGUGGGAGGCCGGAGUUGGCAUCUGCCUCCAUUACUGCAAUCCUCACACUCUGGGACAGACAGGAGUAUUCUUCUGGACGCGAGACCAUAGUUAGAGCCGUCGUCAAUAAUUUGCAUCUCCUUGACCUUAGCAUGCAGGUGUCAUUGUUUAAAAAGCUGCUUCACAUGGUGAGGAACUUGAGGGCGGAGUCGGAUAGAAUGCAUGCUUUGGCAUGCAUUUGUCGAACUGCUCUUUGCGUUGAUCUUUUUGCAAAAGAGAGCAUUCGCCGAGGGCAAAAACCUGUUGCAGGAACAGAUAUUGUGUCACUGUUUGAAGAUGCGGCUGUUAAAGCUGAUCUGAAUAAUGUGACUACAAAGAGCUUGUUUAGAGAAGAAUUAGUUGCGAUGCUGGUGGAGAGCUGCUUCCAAUUGUCGUUGCCUUUGCCUGAGCAAAAGAACUCUGGUAUGGAGAGCAGGGUGAUUGGAGCGUUAGCCUAUGGAACCGGUUAUGGUGCGUUGAAUUGGACAGAACCAGCUUUGGAAGUGGUGGAAGUCUGCAGGCCAUGCGUUAGAUGGGAUUGUGAGGGUCGUACGUAUGCCAUUGAUUGCUAUCUCAAGUUGCUUGUUAGACUCUGUCACAUUUAUGACACCCGUGGCGGAGUUAAAAGAGUAAAAGAUGGGGCUUCUCAGGAUCAGAUACUCAAUGAAACACGGCUGCAAAAUUUGCAGCGAGAGCUUGUUAGGGAUCUCCCGGAGGUAAACACGCCUAGAAUUGGUGCCCGUCUUCUGUGGGCAAUUGCAGAGCACGUUAAUUUGGACGGAUUGGAUCCUCUUCUGGCUGAUGACCCUAAUGACCUGUUAAACGUCAUUGUGACAAAUAUCCAUAAUAUCCUACACAACACAGACUCAUCUCCUAGCACAUUGAAUCGACCUCAAGAUGUUCAAGUAGCACUUCUAUGUGCACAACGUGUGGGAUCACGUCAUCCUAGGGCUGGCCAAUUGCUGCUCCAGGAACUUGAAGAAUUCAAGAGCAGUCCCUCUUCCGAUUCAGUCACCAAGCAUCAAUGCCGUUUAUUACUUCCGAGAAUUAAAUAUGCAUUAAGCCAUUCAAGUGAUAGGUGGAUUGGGGUUGGUGACACCAGAGGAGACUACCCUUUUAGCCACCACAAGCUAACUGUUCAGUUCUAUGAAGCUUCUGCGGCUCAGGACCGGAAACUAGAGGGAUUGAUUCAUAAAGCUAUUUUAGAACUUUGGAGACCAGAUCCCAACGACUUAACUCGAUUGCUGGCAAAAGAUAUUGACUGGAGUUUGGUCAAGGUUCCCCCACGUGCAUUGACUUUGUCUGCUAGCAGUGAUCCUUGCUAUGUUGAAGGAUAUCAUUUGACAGAUCCAAAUGAUGGAAGGAUUACCCUGCAUUUAAAGGUUCUUAAUCUUACAGAGAUUGAAAUAAAUCGCGUGGACAUACGAUUUGGUCUAUCCGGUGGGUUAUACUUCAUGGACAAAUCUCCUCAAGCAGUGCGGCAGUUGAAUUAUCUUAAUUCACAGGAACCGGUGCAUUGCAGUGUGACAGUGGGUGUAUCGCACUUUGAGCGAUGUGCAUUCUGGGUUGAAGUCAUGUACUACCCUUUUCAAGGUAGGCAUGCUCAAGCAGAGUACGGAGGAGGUUACGCUGAAGAAGAUCCAGAAAUGGCGAGAUACAGGAGAAGUCUAAGGCCGGCAAUUGGAGAGCCUGUGAUAUUAAGAUGCCAGCCGUAUAAAAUUCCUCUGACUGAACUUCUUUUGCCACAUAAGAUAUCACCAGUUGAGUUUUUCAGAUUAUGGCCUAGUUUGCCUGCUAUAGUGGAGUGCACAGGCACGUAUACGUACGAAGGAAGUGGUUUCAAGGCGACUGCUGCACAACAGUAUGGGGAGUCUCCUUUCCUCAGUGGCUUGAAAUCUCUGUUGUCUAAGCCUUUCCAUAAAGUUUGCUCGCAUAUUAUCCGGACAGUUGCUGGAUUCCAGAUGUGCUAUGCUGCUAAAACAUGGAUAGGAGGGUUCGUGGGGAUGAUGAUAUUUGGUUCAAGUGAAGUGAGCAGAAAUGUGGACCUUGGUGAUGAAACGACAACGAUGGUGUGUAAGUUUGUGGUUAGAGCUUCGGAUGCAAACAUAGCAAAGGAGAUGGGGUCGGACGUGCAGGAGUGGAUGGACGACUUGACUGAUGGUAGCAUUGAGUACAUGCCUGAGGAAGAAGUGAAGGAGGCUGCUGCGGAGAGGCUGAAAAUGUCGAUGGAGCAUAUAGCGCUGUUGAAGGCAGCACGGCCGCGUAAAAUGAGUGAUCAUGAGCAGCAACAACAGGAGCAAGCGGAUGAGGAUGGAAAGGAGACCACCUUAUUUAAGUUGAGUGCAGAAGAGGUCGAACAUCGAGCUCUUCAAUCCGCCGUCUUGCAAGAGUGGCAUCACCUAUGUAAAGACAGGAGUACCAAACUUUAG
Messenger RNA from Salvia hispanica, 3426 nucleotides. Its product is annotated as protein TPLATE-like. Gene Ontology annotation, biological process: endocytosis. Lineage: Eukaryota; Viridiplantae; Streptophyta; Magnoliopsida; Lamiales; Lamiaceae. The record is from RefSeq and is a predicted model, not a curated record.